CUCGCUUCCAAUCUCUUCCUCUCUCUCUCUCUACCCUGAAAUUCCUGUGUCGUCAACGGUAUCACUUUCUUCGCCAAUCUCUUUGUAAAACCUUCAAAUCGCCAUCUUUCCAAGAAUCCACACUAUACGCUCUUACCUUUUAAAUCUUUUGCCCACCGCAUUCUAAACUCUUUUUUAUUCUGUCUCCUAUUACCUCGCGCCUCUCUCUUCCUACUAUAUAGAUGCUAUUGUUUAACAACUUUUAGGGUUUUGACAGAAGAAGAAUUCGACCCUUUAUUCUUUACUGCUCCUAUUGCAAUGGAUGUCGCGGCAGGUGCUGCAUCUGCCGCCGCCGCCGCCGCAGGACGAGGUGUUUCGCUUGGGAUCCCUCCUCAACCACCCAGGCAAGAGUGGCGUGCUGUUUCCGAACCUCCUGUUCGAAUCACCGCUAACGAGUUGCAGCUGGGUCGGGACACGGGUCAUGUAGAUUUCUGUACCAUAAAUCUGGAUGAGGACAUCUUGCAGCAGCGGCUUCAUGAUGUUGUGAGGCGGAGGGAGGAAAUGCAACGCAGUGAGGUUGAACUUCGGGCUCAGAUUAUUGCUAGGAAAGAUGUAAUGUUAAUGCAGAAAGAUUUUGAUGCCCAGAUGACGGAGCAAGUUAAUGCCAAUACCAAGCUUCAGGAGAAACUAGCUGAAAUGGAGCGAACUAUACAUGAGCGGGAAAGGCAGAUUCAGGAGAAAGAAAGGGAGAUACAUGCAAUCCAGUUAGACCAUGAAGCAGCAUGGGCUAAAGAAGAUCUCCUUAGAGAACAGAGCAAAGAAUUGCAUACUUUCAGGAGGGAGCGGGAUAACUCUGAAGCAGAAAGAACCCAACAUCUUAAGCAGAUACUUGAUCUACAGGAACAUUUUCAGGAGAAAGAAAGGCUAUUUCUUGAGUUGCAGGAACAGAAUAGAGUUUCUCAGGAAACCAUCCUUUUUAAAGAUGAGCAAUUGGGUGAGGCCCAGGCUUGGAUUGCACGUUUCCAGGAGAUGCAAUCAACCUCUAAUCUCUCUUUGCAAGCGGAGUUGCGAGAGCGUACAGAACAGUACAAUCAACUAUGGAUUAGCUAUCAGCAGCAGCUUUCGGAGAUGGAGAGGAUCUAUGUGCACACUGUACACCAGCAUCAGCUUGAGCUUGCUAGUGCAAGAGAAAGGAGUGGCUCUUUCCUGGAUGAGUCACAGCUGCCUCAAAUAAAAUCCAAAGAUGCUUCACAACCUGCGUUGAACAAUGGAAGCCAAAUUGAUGUGAAUGGAAGUGGCACAGCAGAUACAAGUUCUGGGCCUCUUUCAAAUGGAAAUGCUGAAAAUGUUACUAGUAAUUCUUCCAACCAGACUGAACAUGUUCAUGGUGUUCCACUAGCCCCACCAUCCCUAAUUGGUGUGCCCACCUACCUUCAACAUGGGCAAGUGCCAGCUAUGCAUCCAUUUGUCAUUCAUCAAGGGGUUCACCCAGUACCAUCCCAUGUUAGCCAUUUCCAUUCUAUACCUGCAAUGUCAUCUCUUCAGCAAUGGCAAAAUCAACAGACUGUGCCGGAGGCUUCUAUACUGUCUAAUCAACAUGAAUACCCAUCAUCUCAUAUGGAACAAAACUUGCAUAGAUCAGAUAGUAAUUAUGACUAUAGUGCAUCUGGAAAUGUGCAAGCUGUUGCAGCAUCUGUGCAAUCAUCAUCCCAGGUCGGUUCUACUGAUAUGAAUUACUUGGUCCACUCUCAACCCCACGAGAGCUUGCAACAUAUUACUUCUCAGUUUAAUGAUUCUGUAAGACUGGAAUCUGAUUCAGUGAAUGAGCCUCAGGAGAAGGGUACUAAUAAUAAUUCGUCUAAACUCCAACAUGAGAAGAAAGAGUUGUUGAAAGGACAAUCAAGUCCUACUUCAAAUGCUCCAACAUCUGAAAGGCCAAAUAAUUCUAACCCUAUCAUCAAUGUGGGGAUGAGUGCAAACAAAAACGCCUCUGGUGCGGAUGCAUUUAUUUCCUCUGAACAAAACAGUUCAUAUGGAACAGGAAACAUCAUAAUAGACCUUCUUGAUGAAAGAACUCUGCUGGCAUGCAUUGUUCGAACUAUUCCACCAAGUGGAUCUGGUGGUAGAAUCAGAAUCAGCUCUACGCUUCCAAAUAGACUAGGGAAAAUGCUUGCACCUUUGCAUUGGCAUGACUACAAGAAGAAAUAUGGAAAGCUUGAUGAAUUUCUAGCAAAUCAUCCUGAAUUGUUUGCUAUAGAAGGGGACUUUAUUCAAGUUCGAGAAGGUGCACAAGAAAUUAUAGCUGCUACAGCUGCAGUUGCGAAAGUUGCAGCAGCAGCAGCUAAGACGACAUCAGUUGUAUUUGGCAGCCAAUCAUCACUGCCGUCUCCUUCUGUUGCCGUGACUCCUAUGGCACAGUCUCAACAAAGGGUAAAGAGAACUCCUUCAAUUGAUCCGAAUGCGGGCGUUCAAAUUCUGAGAAAAACUCAAGCUGUGAAUGGUCAGUCGUCCCAGGUUUCAUCACUGGCAAAUGGCGGAGCGAAUCUCAAUAAGCAGCAGCCCAGGACAACUGCUAAAGGUCACAAUGGCUUCUAGAAAUUAAUCAGCGGAGGAUUGGUAAUAGCUGAUUUUAUUGUAGUCUUCUUUUUGUGUUUUCUGGAAUUUUGACUGUGAUUAAACUUAAUGCAAUUUUUUAAGGGGAUUGAAUCUUCAAAUAUGGGAGAGAAAAUGCAUUGAUGAAUGUUUGCCGUGA
This is a messenger RNA of Impatiens glandulifera, 2731 nucleotides long. RefSeq lists its product as uncharacterized. NCBI's taxonomy places the organism in Eukaryota, Viridiplantae, Streptophyta, Magnoliopsida, Ericales, Balsaminaceae. The record is from RefSeq and is a predicted model, not a curated record. The coding region runs from base 298 to 2574 and encodes 758 amino acids. The transcript has 14 exons.